AUUUUGCUGUGGAGCUGCGAUAGGGGAGGAGGCGGAGGCGAGGGCUGGGGAGACAGAGCCUGAAGCCGGCGUCGGCAGAAGAGGCUGCGGGUUGGGCUGGGGCGGCCCGGUUGGAAGAUUACGAGCGGAGCUUCGGGCAUUUGCGGUCGCCCGCCCUGGAGACUCGGAGCUAGAGCUGAGGGAGAGCGGGAGAAGAGGGGAGGGGGGCGGCGGCGGCCUUGGACUGGGGACUGAGCACCGGAGCUGGACGCGGAUCUCCCCUCCCCGCCCCCUGCACCAUGAGCUGGGGCACCGAGCUGUGGGAUCAAUUUGACAACUUAGAAAAACAUACACAGUGGGGAAUUGAUAUUCUAGAGAAAUAUAUCAAAUUUGUCAAGGAACGGACAGAGAUUGAAAUCAGCUAUGCAAAACAACUUAGGAAUCUGUCAAAGAAAUAUCAACCCAAAAGGAAUUCAAAGGAAGAGGAAGAAUACAAGUAUACAUCAUGUAAAGCUUUCAUUUCCACUUUGAAUGAAAUGAAUGAUUAUGCAGGGCAACAUGAAGUUAUUUCAGAGAACAUGACCUCACAGAUAACUGUGGAGUUAACUCGAUAUGUGCAGGAACUAAAGCAGGAAAGGAAAUCGCAUUUUCAUGAUGGUCGGAAAGCCCAACAGCACAUUGAAACUUGCUGGAAACAACUUGAAUCAAGUAAACGACGAUUUGAGAGAGAUUGCAAAGAAGCUGACAGAGCACAACAGUAUUUUGAAAAAAUGGAUGCUGACAUUAAUGUUACAAAAGCAGAUGUUGAAAAGGCACGGCAACAAGCUCAAUUACGGCAUCAAAUGGCAGAGGAUAGCAAGGCAGAUUACUCAUCCACUCUUCAGAAAUUUAACCAUGAACAGCAUGAACAUUAUUAUACUCACAUACCAAGCAUCUUCCAGAAAAUACAAGAGAUGGAUGAAAGGAGGAUAGUCAGAAUUGGUGAAUCAAUGAAAACUUAUGCUGAGGUGGAUCGCCAAGUGAUACCAAUCAUUGGGAAAUGUCUGGAUGGUAUAGCAAAGGCAGCUGAAUCUAUUGAUCAAAAAAAUGACUCACAGUUGGUAAUAGAAGCCUACAAAUCAGGGUUUGAACCUCCUGGAGACAUUGAAUUUGAGGAUUAUACUCAGCCAAUGAAGCGUACUAUAUCUGAAACUAGUCUUUCAAAUUCCAGAGGGGACAGCAAAACAGAGCUCAAAUUUGCUGGCAAGUCCAAGGGAAAAUUGUGGCCCUUCAUCAAAAAAAAUAAGUCUCCCAAGCAGCAAAAGGAGCCCCUCUCCCAUCGCUUCAACGAGUUCAUGACCUCCAAACCCAAAAUCCACUGCUUCAGGAGUCUAAAGCGUGGGCUUUCUCUCAAGCUGGGUGCAGGACCAGAGGACUUCAGCAAUCUUCCACCAGAACAAAGAAGAAAAAAGCUGCAGCAGAAAGUUGAUGAAUUAAAUAAAGAAAUCCAAAAGGAGAUGGAUCAAAGAGAUGCCAUAACAAAAAUGAAAGAUGUCUAUGUAAAGAAUCCACAAAUGGGAGACCCAGGCAGCUUGGAUCACAAGUUGAUAGAAGUUGGGCAAAAUAUUGAAAAACUCCGACUAGAGGUCCAGAAAUUUGAGGCCUGGCUCACUGAGGUUGAAGGCAGACUCCCUGUCCGAGGGGAUCAAGCCCGACGACAGAGUGGAAUGUAUGAAGCACAGACUGCAACAUCAGUCAAUAAUUGUGCACAGGACCGGGAGAGCAGCCCAGAUGGCAGUUACACAGAGGAACAGGGUCAGGAGAAUGAACUGAAGAUGAUGGCCACAGACUUUGAUGACGAGUUUGAUGAUGAAGAGCCUCUUCCUACCAUAGGAACCUGUAAAGCACUGUAUACAUUUGAAGGUCAGAAUGAAGGAACUAUUUCAAUAGCUGAAGGAGAAAUAUUAUAUGUCAUAGAGGAGGAUAAAGGUGAUGGCUGGACGCGAAUUCGGAGAAACGAAGAUGAAGAAGGUUAUGUCCCCACUUCGUACGUCGAAGUCUAUUUGGACAAAAAUGCCAAAGGUGCUAUGACUUACAUUUAAUACCAUUUAAUUUUUUUUUUAGUUGGAGUUUCUCCUUCCCCAUCUGUGACUGUUUCAGGUAGAACUUCUCUAAGAACUAGAUAAAUUCCUCGGUGUUCAUUUUUUUCCACAUAGUUACACAAUGGAUUCAUGAACUGUACAACUGACUUUUUGUUGAUUUUAUUUGAUAGUAAGUUUUUCUUACUAAGAUGAAAUACCCAUGUGGAGAGCUCAUUGAACUGCCAAUAUAUACAUAUGUCCUCAUUUGAAAUAUAAGUAAAUGUCAUUUAUUUUUGUAGUAUCUGUAGAUAACAAGAAAGUUGCAGUCCAGCUUCUAUUAAAAUACUUCAUUGUAAUUGUAUCUAACUGAAUCAAGCCCAGUUCUUAGGUAUACCUAAUAAGAUGCACUGAUAACUGAUAACGAUUUGGGAGCCAUUUUUGAGAUUCUUUAUUUGUCCUUUUCACUAGUUUCUCAGACUUAGAUUUUUAAAAAUUGAACUUGAAAAUGAUAUACUCAUCCUCUGCCUGCACACAGUCAAGAAAUUCACGUUUCUUUUAGUUUGUUAAGAAAUAUAAGCAUUUUGGCUCAUUUUACAAAAUAAAGCUCUUUACAAAUAGAUAUUAAUGCAUGUUAUGUUACUUAAACCUAGCAAAAAUGGGGUGAAUUAAAAUCAUAAAACCCUUCGAUGUUAGAGCUGGAAGGGACCUUAGAAAUUGUCUCGUUUCAGCUAUUCAUUUUACAGAUGAGGAAACUUUAGGCCCAGAAUGUAUUGAUGUUGUCUUUCACUGAAGUCUUUGGGUUUUUUUAAUAGAUUUAUUUUUUAUUUUUAGUUUACAACAUUCAGUUACACAAGUUUUUGAGUUCCAAAUUUUCUCUCCCUCUCUCCUCCUCUUCCCCCCGCCCAACCAAGAUGGCAUGUAAUCCAAUGUAGGUUCUACACAUACCUUCAAAUUGAACUUAUUUACAUAAUAGUCCAGUUGUAAAGAAGAAUUAUAAGCAAUGGAAUGAAUCAUGAGU
Molecule: messenger RNA, 3057 nt
Organism: Trichosurus vulpecula (common brushtail)
Lineage: Eukaryota; Metazoa; Chordata; Mammalia; Diprotodontia; Phalangeridae
Gene: FNBP1
Product: formin binding protein 1
Exons: 16
Coding region: 279-2060 (593 amino acids)
Biological process (GO): signal transduction; endocytosis
Molecular function (GO): protein binding
Source: RefSeq, a predicted model, not a curated record